Archocentrus centrarchus (flier cichlid) is the source of this 3779-nucleotide messenger RNA. RefSeq names its product dihydropyrimidinase like 2b (gene dpysl2b). Gene Ontology annotation, molecular function: hydrolase activity, acting on carbon-nitrogen (but not peptide) bonds, in cyclic amides. NCBI's taxonomy places the organism in Eukaryota, Metazoa, Chordata, Actinopteri, Cichliformes, Cichlidae. Gene Ontology annotation, cellular component: cytosol; cytoplasm. The record is from RefSeq and is a predicted model, not a curated record.
CGAGCGGUCCCUCCCUCCCCUCUUGUCUGACUCCGUCUGGGAAGGAAAGGUUUGGUGCAUCGGCGGAGACCGGGAGGCUGCCAGGAUCCGGAGUUGAGAGAUAGUUUGAUUCUUCACGUUCGUGGCCUCCUGUAGAUCACCUGUGACUGCCUAGUCUUCUUCUUUAUCAUCUUCAUCAACCAUCAUCCUCACUACAAUCCGGCGGCCAGCGGUAAUCCGUCCCGUUUGCUUUUAUAGCGGUCUACGGCGCAGACGAACCACCGGUGAAGAUGUCCGGCUAUCAAGGCAAGAAGAACAUCCCCCGCAUCACAAGUGACCGUCUCCUGAUCAAAGGAGCGAAGAUUGUGAAUGAUGACCAGUCCUUCUGUGCCGACAUCUACAUGGAGGAUGGAGUCAUCAAACAAAUCGGGGAAAACCUCAUUGUGCCUGGUGGGGUGAAAACCAUCGAUGCCCAUGGUCAGAUGCUGAUGCCCGGUGGGAUCGAUGUGCACACUCGUUUCCAGAUGCCGGAUCGGGGCAUGACCUCCGCUGAUGACUUCUACCAGGGCACCAAGGCGGCACUGGCUGGGGGCACCACCAUGAUUGUUGACCAUGUGUUACCUGAGCCUGGCACCAGCCUCAUCUCGGGCUUCGAGCAGUGGCGCGAAUGGGCCGACAGCAAGUCCUGCUGCGACUACUCGCUGCAUGUCGACAUCACCGAGUGGCACAAGGGAAUCCAGGAAGAGAUGGAGAUGCUCGUGAAGGAUCACGGUGUUAACUCUUUCCUGGUCUACCUGGCUUAUAAGGAUAUUUUCCAGCUUACUGACGCUCAGGUGUACGAGGUUUUCAGUGUGAUCCGCGAUCUGGGAGCCAUCGCCCAGGUUCACGCUGAGAAUGGAGACAUCGUAGCUGAGGAGCAGCGCAGGAUGCUGGAGCAGGGGAUCACUGGGCCUGAAGGCCAUGUGCUGAGCCGCCCUGAGGAGGUGGAGGCCGAGGCUGUUAACCGCUCUGUGACUGUGGCCAACCAGACCAACUGCCCGCUGUAUGUCACCAAGGUGAUGAGCAAGAGCGCUGCUGAUGUCAUUGCUCAGGCCAGGAAGAAGGGCACUGUGGUCUAUGGAGAGCCAAUCACCGCAAGCCUGGGAACAGACGGUUCACACUAUUGGAGCAAGAACUGGGCCAAAGCGGCCGCUUACAUCACCUCUCCGCCACUGAGCCCUGACUCAACCACACCAGACUAUCUCAACUCCCUGCUCUCUUGUGGAGACCUUCAGGUGACAGGAAGUGCGCACUGUCCCUUUAACACCGCCCAGCGUGCUGUGGGCAAAGAUGACUUCAGCUUGAUUCCUGAGGGUGUCAAUGGCACCGAGGAGAGGAUGUCUAUCAUCUGGGACAAAUGUGUGGUAACCGGCAAGAUGGAUGAAAACCAGUUUGUGGCCGUGACCAGCACAAAUGCCGCCAAGAUCUUCAACCUGUAUCCCCGCAAGGGCCGCAUUGCUGUGGGCUCGGAUGCUGAUCUGGUGCUGUGGGACCCAGACGUCACAAAGAUCAUCUCCGCCAAGAGCCACCAUUCAACUGUGGAGUACAACAUCUUCGAAGGCACCGAGGUGCGUGGUGGGCCUCUGGUGGUGAUCAGCCAGGGCAAGAUUGUUUUGGAGGAUGGGAACCUCCACGUCACCGAGGGCUCAGGACGUUAUGUGGCCCGCAAACCUUUCCCUGACUAUGUCUACAAGAGGAUAAAAGCUCGCAGCAGGCUGGCUGAGCUGAGAGGUGUACCCAGGGGGUUGUAUGAUGGUCCAGUCUGUGAGGUGUCAGUCACUCCUAAAACCAUGACUCCAGCUUCCUCUACCAAGACUUCACCUGCCAAACAACCGAACCAGCCCGUCCGCAACCUGCACCAGUCUGGCUUCAGCCUAUCCGGAGCUCAGAUUGAUGACAACGUUCCUCGCCGGAACACUCAGCGCAUCGUGGCGCCUCCAGGCGGCAGGGCAAACAUCACCAGCCUGGGUUUAGAGCCCCAUCCUCAGCUGCUGAGGAGGAAAUGAGGAUUUGUGGAUGGAUGGCCAGCGGAAGCAGGAAGCUGUGGUGGGGGUGAAGAAGUUACAGCAUUACAUCGAGAUUCAACCUUCACAACACCUGAUCAGGCCAUCUGUCAGCCUCCAGCUUUCAUGUCCUCCUUUGCUGCUUUUUGCCCCGCUCCCCCUCCACUAUACCCAAUCUCUCUUCCCCAAAACCUGAUUCUAGAGGACAUAGUUAGAAAAGAAAAACCAAACAAAAAAGUUCUGCCUAUAUGAUGAAAAUUUAGAUUAAAAAAAAAUGAUAACACUUCUUAUUUGAGCACUUUUGACUGUGUUAUUCAGUUUUUAUACUGUAAUUUCUCCCUCCCCAUGUAUCCUUUGAUAUUUGCUUUGCUGUUGUUUCCAGUCAGGGAGUUAAGUGAGGCUAAAGUGAUGUUAUGCAGAUGAUAAGGUUCGCGCAGGAUAUCUAUUCUUUCACCAUUUUGUGAGGAGUUCAGUAUCAUUUCCUUUGAUUCUUUCUUUUGUUAAAUAGGCCAAACACUAGGAUGCAUGAAACUGACCAGUCUUAAUUUCAUUCAGCCAGAAAGAAUCUAAUACUUCCGUCCGGCUGUUAGCAGUCUGUAAUUUGCAUGAUAUCACAUUUCAGCCACUUAGUUUUCCAGUCCAUUGCUGUCUUUCACAGUGCUACAAUUGAUUUUUAAUUGACUAUUUGCCAUGAAGAUGGCCUUAACAUUUGAAAAACUGAACAUGGUAAUCUUUUAUUAUGGAUACAGUCUGUUGGGAGUCAACUGGAGAGUCCUGUGGCGCAGAAGGAGCUUUUGGCAGGUAGUAAAUAGAGCUUUAUUCUUCUUCUCUGAGCGUAAGGUCAUCGUUAAGUGGGAUUGAUUAAUGGGGGGAAAGAGAAAGUUGUACUUACUGUUACUUCAAACUCAGCCUUUCCUUGCCUUACUUUCUCUUAGCACCAUCCUUUUUAGAGAACUUUUAGGAGUGCGGGAAAGGUGCCAUUCACUACGCAGCUACAUGUUUUCCCAUUUGUUUACAUUCCCAUGAAUCACAAAGGUCCAAAUUCUUUAUCAAGAGCAGUAAGGGCAUCUGAUGACCGUCCGUCACCACGCAGUGCAUUUACAUCCAGAAUGUCUCUCCUUCCAAAUGUGACUGUUUUAUACUCAUCAACACCCCCCACCCCCCACCCCACUUUUGACUCUUUAUGUGCCUGAACCCAGAGAAGUUGUACUGAUAGUCAGAUCUUAGCUUCUUGUUUUGUUAUUGUUUUUGAGGUAAGUGAAGGAUGUAAGAUAAAAAGAUGUAAAAUAGCCAGGAUUAACCGAUUCAAAGGUGCCAGAUUUUGCGCUUUCAUUGGGCCUAUACUUGCAGAUAGAGCCCCUGUAAAGAUGAACAGUGCUUGAUAUGUUGAAAUGUUCUGUUGUUUUAUAGUUUUGAAGUUGUUGUCAAACUGCUUUUUAGUGUCAUUCUGUAACUAGGUGCCUGAGGGCUGAGCACUAUUGAUUUAUGCUUGAAAGUAGACAUGAGCUAAUGUACUUCUGACUAGUGUGCAGUGUUGAUGUGUGAGGGAUGGGACACGCACAGCGGGCUCCUGUACAGCUCUCAAGUAUGGUUGUGGAGAUAACUUUGCUCCAGGCUAUACUGCAGUUGUACGUUCUUGUUCUUUCUUUCUUUUUUUUUUAAAUAAAAAAAAAAAAUCUGGUUUCUAUUAAGCCAAUUUCACCAGUAAUCGUCUUUCUUUCCCGUGACUAAAUGGCGAAUAAGCUGGACAUGGAUGUA